ACCUUGUUUUCGAUGAAUCCUAUAUGGAACACAACCUUUGAAUACUUCUCCCCUGUUCUCCACUUCCCACAAUGAUCCCUCUCUCUAUUUCUGCAAUUUUCAAUCUCUUUUCUGAAUACAAACAGAGAUAUUAAUUAAUUAAAAGCAUAAAAUAAUUUAGUUAAUUUAAUUUUAUUAUCCAGCUAUAGCUGUUGCCAGUUCUUACUGAAUGAAUUAUUGUGGCUGAACAACUUAGAUCAGAGUUGGUUAUUCUUUCCCAAGAACAACAAUAAUGCCCCGUGGAGUACUAGAAGUGGAUCCACCACCUCCAGCAUCUAAUGAAGAGCCAUCCCCUAAGAAAACUGAUACAACUUUGUUCUUCCUUGGAGGGAUAGUGAUGUUCAUCGUAUUGUUGAUAAUUUUGGUUGUAUUUUGGAAGCGUAUCAAAGGGAGCAAAAAUACAACACCUCCUAAAACUACUAAAGGCAAACAAGGGAAACUUACUGAAACAGCAGAAGUUAUGGAUAUGAUGUUUUCAUCUAAACAACAGCAAGGAUCCAUGGAGUUGUUGAGUGGGAACCUUAGGACAAUUAGUUACUUUGACUACCAGAUAUUAAGAAGAGCAACCAAGAAUUUUUCUCCUACUAAUCUUCUUGGAAGUGGUGGAUUUGGGCCUGUCUAUCGGGGAGAAAGAGAGUUUCUGGCAGAGGUGAGGUUGAUCACAAGUAUCCAACACAAAAAUCUCGUUCGCCUUCUUGGAUGUUGCAUAGAUGGACCACAAAGGAUACUUGUCUAUGAAUACAUGAAGAACAGAAGUUUGGACUUCUUCAUAUAUGGGAACAAUGCUGAUCGAUUCCUGAAUUGGAGCACUAGGUUCCAAAUUGUUCUAGGCGUGGCAAGGGGAUUGCAGUACCUUCAUGAGGAUUCACAUCUAAGAAUUGUUCACCGAGACAUCAAAGCAAGCAACAUUCUUCUUGAUGAUAAGUUUCAUCCCAAGAUUGGAGACUUUGGCCUUGCCAGAUUCUUCCCUGAAGACCAAGCUUAUCUUAGCACACAAUUCGCUGGAACAUUGGGUUAUACAGCACCUGAAUACGCUUUAAGAGGAGAAUUAUCAGAAAAGGCGGAUAUCUAUAGUUUUGGAGUUCUGUUGCUCGAAAUUAUUUGUUGUAGAAAAAACACAGAUCUCACUUUGUCAUUGGAAAUGCAGUACCUCCCUGAAUAUGCAUGGAAACUUUAUGAGAACUCAAAGAUUAUGGAGCUUGUAGAUCCAAAGCUGAAAGAAGAGGGGUUCGUGGAGAAAGAUGUUAUGCAAGCAUUCCACGUGGCAUUCCUCUGCCUCCAGCCACUUGCAAAUCUAAGACCUCCGAUGUCAGAGAUCGUGGCACUCUUGACAUUCAAAAUUGACAUGGUCACAACACCAAUGAGGCCUGCGUUUCUUGAUCGAAGGCGCAAAACUGAUUUUCAAACCCCUUCCCCAGAAGUAAUAUCCAUGCUUUCACAUCUCCCAUGAGUAGUCUUAUGUAGUAACCAGAAGGAUUGCUUAAACGGAUCUAUAUUCAGAACAAAUUCUUGUAUAUUCAUAAAUAAUACAUGUAUUAAAAACAAUCAAUAUCACUUAUGAGUAGUCUUAUGAUGGA
Molecule: messenger RNA, 1616 nt
Organism: Arachis ipaensis
Lineage: Eukaryota; Viridiplantae; Streptophyta; Magnoliopsida; Fabales; Fabaceae
Source: RefSeq, a predicted model, not a curated record